This is a messenger RNA of Trichobilharzia regenti, 1991 nucleotides long. Lineage: Eukaryota; Metazoa; Platyhelminthes; Trematoda; Strigeidida; Schistosomatidae. The record is from the annotation of a GenBank genome assembly.
GGUUAUAAAAUGACUUCACCGAUUAAACCUAUCGACAACUUUUUGGUCUCCUCUACACCGCAUCCUCUUCAGAUGAUUAGUAAAAGUGGUGUAAAACAGAGUGAAUCGAGGAGUGUUAAUCUUACACAUGAUAUGAAGACUGAUGGUACAACGUUAAUUCAAGAUAUGGAUAUAUUUCAAUUUAAAGUCAAAGGUGAAGAAAAUGAAAGCUAUAUGACUAAUCUAGAAGAUAUUCGAUGCUUGGAUUGGACGUCUAAACGUGCCAGUUAUUUAUUUGACUUGUUAACACGGCCUCCUUUGCUUUUUUCACCCAGCAUGGGAAUUAGUCUUUCAUUCAAAAAAGAUUCACAAAGAAGUGGUUUACAGCUUUUACCUUUAAACAAGCGUAAUCGUCCAAUUAAUCCCGAUCCAUGUCUACUAUCCAUUGAUGGUCUUUUAGACUGUCUUUUUGUCACAAAUUCAUUGGUUGAUCAAAUAUAUCACGAUUGUAUGGAGAAUGCAGAUGAUCGGGGAUCAGAUGAGUAUGAACAGUCACCCACUAUCUUGGCUGCGAAAUUCUUUCGCAGAAGAGUAAAACCCAUCAUCUCACGGUUAUCAGAACUUCGGCUUAAAUUAUCAGACUUUAAACUUGGCGCAUGUGUUGGUAGAGGAGCGUGUGGCAUUGUUCGCGUAGUGCGCGAAGUGUCACCUCCUCAUUCUAUAUAUGCAAUGAAAUCGCAGUUUAAAGGAGCUUGGCUACAUCAUGACCCGGAGGGAUCUCAGAUACUACUUGAGAGAACUGUGUUAGCUCAAGCAACUGCCAUCGGAAAUCCAUGGCUUCCACACCUUCAUUAUGCAUUUCAAGACGAAAAGUAUUUACACCUCGUCAUGGAUUACGAACCUGGUGGUGACCUAUAUAUAUUUUUAAGCAAAGUUGGUCACUUAUUGGAUGCAAAGAUGGUACAGUUUUAUGCCGCUGAAGCCGUAGAGGCUAUUCAUUCUCUGCAUCGAAUGGGUUACAUUCACUGUGACCUGAAGCCCGAAAAUUUCGCAAUUGAAAGAAGUGGUCAUUUGAAAUUAAUUGAUUUCGGGUCAGCUAUCAGACUUGACGCAGAUGGGAAGUGUAUAUGUCCUACAAUGGUUGGGACAAAAGAAUACUUAAAUAUUGAAUUAUUAAGACAACGGGGACGGCACAAUCAAGAACCAUUACUUGUCGGUCCAGAAUUUGAUUACUGGGCUAUUGGUGUAUUGUUGUAUGAAUUAUUCUACGGUCAAACACCAUUCUACGAUGAAGAUGACGACAAAAUGAUGCAGAAGAUUAUGGACUAUGGGAAAACGCUGAAAUUCCCACCAUCAUCAGAGAUAACAGAAUCAGCCAUUGAUUUGAUUAAAUCAUUGAUUAUUACCCCAUCGAAACGGCUAACUUAUGAAGAUGUUGUUAUGCAUACAUUUUUCAAAGAUGUCGACUUCACAACACUAAGAGAAGUUAUACCUCCGUAUUUACCUCCAGUUGGAGAACUUGAUGAUGUUUCGAAUUUCUCUGGUGGGGGUUCACGUACCCGUGAUGAAGCUAUAAUGGAUGUUUCUACAAACAAAACCUUUUCCCCUGUUCGUUUCACUAAGUCAUCAUCAGUCCACGAUGGAUGUGCUGCCCAGUGUGCAACUUUAGACAAUGAUGAUAAUGAAGUCGAUGAGACUGUUUUAGACAGACGUGCAGUCAAGAGUAUUCCAGAUGAUGAAAAUCAAGAGAAUAUUAAUCCAGAGAAAUCCUUAAGAUCUACAGAAGAGGCAAAAAGACAAGCGAUUCAAGAAGCUGCAGCUGUACCCAUAAAUGAGGAAAUGGAAGAGAUUGAGGAUAUUGAAUGGCAAGGUUCUGAAUGUGUCAGAGAUUUGCCAUUCCUCGGAUAUACAUAUACACCUGGAUUAGUGUUAUUUGGCAAUCUUACCAAAAAGCAGACUCCUCUGUCGAUAGCUGCUGCCAAUGUUGGUACUUCGUUCGUUGUUAAUCUAAG